AUGUCUACGACUGCAAGCUCUCCUUAUAAAUCUGCCAUCAAUUUUAUCAACCAAUUCCAAACAUUGACCAACUCUGGUCUUGGUAGAGACAAGGCAACAAAAAUUAUUCAAUAUGGAUGUAAAAUUAUUGAGGAAAUUUUAGAAAAAUCAGCUUCUCCAGCCAAUGAUUAUAAAGAUUUGAUUGUCCGUGUUCAAAGAACAAGUGCCGGAUUAGCAACUGCUCGUAGAGUGAUGCGUUUCUGGAAACCAUUCCAAGGAUAUGUUGCACUCCUUCAAUUUAUUGAAAGUUUGAUCAAUGGAAAGAAACAAACAGUGAUUGGUAUUUUCGAACUUGUAUCUAAAUUAUGUAUGGCACACUACUUUUUGAUGGAUCACUUGACAUGGUUAUCUAAAGAAAAGAUUUUAUCGGAAUUGCCUUUAGAAUUAGCAGAAAAGAGUCAAUCAUUUAUUGCAACUACUUUCAACAACAAUAAGAAUGCUGAUUACUCUCGUAGCAGUUCUAAUUUCUGGUUUUAUGGAGUAGUCUUUGCUUUGGUUGCUCACGUUUUGAAAUAUUCCGAAUAUUUGACAAAGGAAAAGAAAGAAUUUGAUAUUACUAGAGACGUCAAUCAACAAAAGAUGUUUAGAACAUUUAUUGCUCUCGUUUGUGAUUUGGGAACAGCAGCCAUUCUUGCCAAGAAGAUUAGCUACCAAAAUAAGGCUGCACUUGGUGUUUUCGGUGUUGCUUCUUCAUUAAUCUCAAUUUAUGACAAUUGGCCAUCUCAAUAA
Messenger RNA from Naegleria gruberi, 768 nucleotides. RefSeq names its product Peroxin 11a (Pex11a), putative. Gene Ontology annotation, biological process: regulation of peroxisome size; peroxisome fission. The record is from RefSeq and is a predicted model, not a curated record. Lineage: Eukaryota; Heterolobosea; Eutetramitea; Acrasida; Naegleriidae. Bases 1 to 768 code for a protein of 255 amino acids. The transcript has a single exon. Gene Ontology annotation, cellular component: peroxisomal membrane.